UUGUGCGCGCGCACGUGGCUCAGCUGUAGAAAAGCAACGCGUGCGCGCGUUCUCUUCCGAUGGCGCGUGCUUCCGACGCGAUGACAGAAGCGAGCUGCGUGCCGCACGCGCUUGUGGCCGUCAUCAUUGCGCUCUGUUUGUCCUACGCUUCGCCCGACACACUCUGUAACUCGAAUGACCCGUAUCUGCUGUCCGACACGUUGGCUGUGCUGGAAGGAACCUUGCGCGCCUUAGUGGAGCGGAUCCAGUAUCUAAACGCCGAUGUCAUGGUUGGACUGCGUAUCGUUGCAGAUCAACUUCUCGUAGAGAUCAAUCGAUUAAACUCGACGGGGGAGACGCGGAACUGUGGAUUUGUCUUCCCGGAGACAUCCACCAACUUAGACACUAAGCAGCUCAGGUCGAGACUCGAGUACCUUCAUGAUGCCGUUGAAUACUACAUCCCACCAGGCAUGGAGAUGGUGGCGAGAAAGAUCUCAUCAGAUUUUUACAAUAACGUUCUGGUGCCCCUUUCGGAGGUUGGCAGAUGGAACUUCAGUUUGCCAUUGAUAAGCACAAAUCCAGCUCUCCUGGUGGAGCCGGACUACAACUUUGACUUUCAGGAGGAGCACUCAGACGCCUGUAUAGCUGAGCUGACCAUGGCCAAGAAGAAGGCAGAGUGUAACACCAGUGGAGACUGCAUUUGGCGGAUGACCCUCAAGAAUGCCACGUCGUACUGGCUGACACACGAAGUUUUCUUCAUGUUCAUAGCCUAUAACUCUCCUUGCUUCGAUGACAUACUGCAAAUCCUUGGUGGCCUGCGUAGGGGCGACCUGCAAGACUUUCUAAGACACGCCUGUACAAACACGCUAAGGGAUGCUGAACUUAUUGCCCGGCUUGGAUUUCCUUCCGAACACCAGGACCUCUUCAUCGAACAGUCUACGUUUUGCGGCUUAGCAGGGGUUGAAGAGUUCUUUCGACCUGAGUGGGUACGACUCGUGUACUCCUGGCGAAGGCCUGACAAUUGCUACGAGGAGGAACCCGCACAUCCAGCGAAUGAAAAGACAAGGCAUACAAGACGAAAGCGAUAUGACGUUACUACUCCAGAUAGGUGUCGGGUUCACAAGACUAUACUGGCUGCGAUGUAUACUACGACAGUGCUACGGUUUCUACUUCACUAACUCAGCGUCUUCAACGAAUAAAGUAUGUAUUUUCGAUUGCACAA
Ornithodoros turicata is the source of this 1201-nucleotide messenger RNA. Its product is annotated as UPF0764 protein C16orf89 homolog. Bases 60 to 1157 code for a protein of 365 amino acids. The record is from RefSeq and is a predicted model, not a curated record. The transcript has 9 exons. Gene Ontology annotation, cellular component: cytosol; membrane. NCBI's taxonomy places the organism in Eukaryota, Metazoa, Arthropoda, Arachnida, Ixodida, Argasidae.